AAACACCAAGUCAGUCUUCUUCCUUUACACUUUUCUCUCUGCAACUUCAUUUAAGAAAGAAUGGGUCUUUUGGUUCUUGCUGCAAAAGACUAGUCCUUAUCUUGGUUUCAUUUUUUAACUACUCCAAAACCAACAGAGUCGUUUUCUUUUCUUUCUCUAGAAUUUAGACCUUCUCUUAGUAUUUAUGAUAAGGGGCACAUUUUCUGCUUCCUACUAUACUAGUAGCAAUCAAACUAGAAUUGCAGACAAAAAAAACAAAGGAAACUGUCACCCUUUUUUCUUUUAUCUUUUUUUUUUGUCUGUGUGAAGAACUCAAGAAUCAAUACUGUGUUUUGCAUAUUUUGAAACUUAUUACUGUGGAUGAGCAUCAAAAGGAGGUGAUUUAGAGGGAAAGCUGGGAAUAAGAUCUUGGAGCGGACAAAGCUAAAUUGGAUAAAUAAUUUGUAUGAAAAUUGCGUCAGGCUUCAAUUGUAUGAAAAUUGUGUGAUGGAAUCGUCAUCAAAGAGGGCGAAGGCACCAGGCAAUAUAACUCAUUGCUUGGUUGAUGGGUGUAAUGCAGACCUCAGUCGAUGCAGAGAGUAUCACCGCCGGCAUAAAGUUUGUGAGGUUCAUUCAAAGACUGCUAAAGUUACUAUUGGUGGUCGAGACCAACGCUUCUGUCAGCAAUGCAGCAGGUUUCAUUCAUUGGUUGAAUUUGAUGAUGGAAAGAGAAGCUGUCGUAAACGUCUUGAUGGACAUAACAGACGUCGAAGGAAGCCUCAGCCAGAGUCUAUGGCCAAAAAUUCUGGAUUACUGAAUGGCCAACAAGGAACGAAGCUCCUGUCAUUUAGCAGCCAACAGAUAUUUCCAAGCGCAGUUGUGAGCUCUACAUGGGCUGGUGUUGUCAAAACGGACAGCGAUAUGGUGUUAUACAACAACAAAUCACAUAUAAAUUGCAUGGACAGUCAAAACUCAUUCGCUCAUUCUUCGGCUCAUAGCUAUAAAGGAGGAAGCCAACUCCAGUUCUUGCAAGGCAUUGGUCGUAGUCUCCCUGAAGCUUCUUCAAUCUGCCCGCCACUUCUUGAUCAUCCCACUUCUGCAGCAGGAAUUUCUAGCAGCGGACAAAAGAUCUUCUGCAGUGGAUUAAGUGAAGUUGAUUCUGAUCGUGCUCUCUCUCUUCUGUCAUCAGCACCCGCUGUAACUAGGGAGAUUGGUCUGAGUAACAUGGUGCAGCAGCCUGCCUCUAUCCCCUGUCCCCGGUCACAUGGCCUGCACUAUGGUGGUCUAAGCCAUUUCCCAUUUGCUCAAGAUUUCAAUAGCAAUCCUCAAGAUUCACAUGUUAGCAACAGCAGCAGUCCUCUCCAUUUCCAUGAAAUGUUACAAAAUGCACAAGAUGGGUCAUCUACAAGUGAUGGCUCCCAACAAACACUAGCCUUUAUGUGGGACUAAACGUCCUUGGUCUCUGCUAAUAUAUCAAGGAAAUUCCGUUAAUCUUGAAUUUUCAGUAUCCUUUCAAGCGAAUGGCAUUCCAUUUGAGAAUGUUUAGCUUCUAAUUAUGGAAGACAUAAUUUCCUCCAAAAGUGGUUAGAUCCUGGUUUGUGAGGAAGGUUGAUUUUGUGUGAUAUAUGAUUUGACUUCUCUAUAUUCCUUUCAUUAUGAUUCUCUCUUCGUUAUUCUCUUAAUGGAAAAGGGUUAGAAAUACCCGUAUUUCAAGUAUUAAAAA
Molecule: messenger RNA, 1702 nt
Organism: Capsicum annuum
Lineage: Eukaryota; Viridiplantae; Streptophyta; Magnoliopsida; Solanales; Solanaceae
Product: teosinte glume architecture 1-like
Exons: 4
Coding region: 487-1428 (313 amino acids)
Cellular component (GO): nucleus
Molecular function (GO): DNA binding
Source: RefSeq, a predicted model, not a curated record